AUGGCAAUCUACCGUAUUAUAGGCGCCAAACUUUCCACGGCUGGACGCGCUACUGGACAAAGUAGUGCUAUCCCAGCCUGGAGAAUAAGAAUUGAAGAACGUAUCGCAAAGGCUAGGGCCCUCAUCGGCAGACUGAUAUGCUUCAGGUCAGGCAAUACCAGGCCAAGGAUUGUGCGCACCGUCAGGAUGGCGUUUGCUGGGACAAAUAGUGAUCAGAAGAGGCUCUAUAAAUCAUUGGAGCGACCAAUAGUAAGUAGAACGGGCCCAGCAACAAAUCAGGCCGACACGGUCGCAUUCUGGCGCAGCCUGUGGUCAAAGCCCGUAAACCACAACGAGGGCCCUUGGACGGAAGUUGUGGCGAGGCAGUGUGCGGGUAUUACGCCCAUGGACCCCGUCAUCAUAACGCCGGAUGACGUAGCUGAGGCGUCUGAAGAUUCAGUUGUUACCAUGGCUCUACAGCUUUCUAGACGCGAAGUGGAAGACUUGCGGUCGUCACUUGACCGCGCUAUUUACAGGACAAUCGGUAAAUCCGACAGUUCACUCUUGUCAACAGUUUCGUCGUGUUUAACGAAUGGGUAUGAACGUCGAAAGAUCAUAGAUAAGAUCUCAUCACAUAUAGACUCAAAGAAGGCAAGCAAAUUAGCAGAUAAGGUGCUGGCGCUAGCACAAGAACUGAUAUCCAGCUCCAAGACACAGAAAAGGAAACACGAGUCUAGUGAUAAAGAUAGAGAUACAAAGAGAUCACGACAUGAAGACAGAGAGCCAAGAGAAGAGAAACGCGAAUCGAGAAGUGAGAGGGACAGGGAGGAGAAAGAAAAGAAAUUUGGCAAUGGUAUGGACGUGCCAUCUAUAUUACCUGAAGGUGAAACUGUUGGUUCUAAGAUGGCGGGGCUCAGUGCUGACAAAAUUAAGUUAAUGAUGGCCAAUGCUCAAAAAGAGAUAGAAGAACGCAAGAGAGCGCUAAUAGCGAUGAAGGGCGAGCAGAGGCCCAGCGUGAACGUGGCCGCGGCUGCCGCGCAGCAACUGAAGGUUCAGAUGCAGCAGAACAAUGCCAUACCUCCCCCGAGUGUUAUCAAACCUGUUCUCUAUUCGAAGCCAUCUGCAGCGCAGCUGACACACGAGGAGUUGGAGAAGCAGAGGAAGAUCGCGGAGCUUCAAGCCAGAAUACAGAGGAAAUUGGCGGGCGGAGCGCUGGCGGCCGCGGGGGCUGCGGGGUCCGGCCCAGCUCCUCUGAUCCUGGACCGCGAGGGCCGCACCGUGGACACCAGCGGGAAGCGGGUGCAGCUCACUCACGUCGUGCCAACGCUCAAGGCGAACAUCCGCGCGCUGCGACGCGAGGAGUUCCGCGCGCAGCUGGCCGGCAGUGCGAGCGUGGGCGUGGGUGCGGGCGUGGGUGGGGGGGCGGGCGUGGGGGCGGCCUCGUGGCUGGACGAGCGCGUUGCCAGCAAGCCGCCGCAGCGCGCGCGCCGGCCGCUGCGCUUCCAUGAACCUGGCAAGUUCCGGCAGCUGGCAGAGCGACUGCGCAUGAAGGCUCAACUGGAGAAACUUCAAAAUGAGAUCAGUCAGAUCGCGCGCAAAACGGGAAUAUCAUCAGCGACCAAACUGGCUCUCCUGGCCUCCGACACACCCGACAGUGAUCGAGUACCAGAUAUUGAAUGGUGGGACAGCGUGAUCCUGAUGACGCCAGAAGAGCGAGAAGAGAAGAGAAAGAGAAGCAAGCCGUCGGACGACUCGCGGACCGAUACCCAGCGGGUGGACGCUUGUAAUGUGGGCGCGGACGAUAUCGUGGACAACCUCAACGAGGACGCCAUCACCAACUUGGUGGAGCACCCGCAGCAGUUGCGGCCACCCAGUGAGUCCACCUUUUUUUGA
This is a messenger RNA of Parnassius apollo (apollo), 1872 nucleotides long. Lineage: Eukaryota; Metazoa; Arthropoda; Insecta; Lepidoptera; Papilionidae. The record is from the annotation of a GenBank genome assembly.